Messenger RNA from Trichobilharzia regenti, 672 nucleotides. The record is from the annotation of a GenBank genome assembly. NCBI's taxonomy places the organism in Eukaryota, Metazoa, Platyhelminthes, Trematoda, Strigeidida, Schistosomatidae.
AUGGAUACUGAAAGUGAAGCAGUACCAAGUGGUAGUAAUGUGAAUACCCCUAGACGUCUUAGAAGUUUGUUUGAAAAAGAGACAGGCCACCGAUCCACAUUGUAUAGACGAACUAAGAGAUUGGAAUCGGAGUUGCUCGGUGACGUAGCCAAGAUGAUACUUCCCGAUUUCAGCGUCGAGGCUGUUGAAUGUCUAGUAGAUGAAACUUCUUGUAGCGUCGUAAACGUGCAAAGUGACAUGCAAAUCACUUCACCAAGUAAUGCUGCGGGUGCUUUUUUGUCCCAUGAGAUACGUUCCGAUAAGGCGAAAGAACGGAAUUCAAAGGCAGAGCUUAAGAAGACUGCCUUAAAGCUUAUGAUGACCACUAAAACAUCCAUUGUUGAUGGUGGAAAGAUUAUGAGAUUGUUCAAACGGCAUAUUCCAAGAUUACCAACAAAUAUAAGACACAUUCUCAAAACUAGCCAGUCAUGCCCCUCAACUGUUAUUGGUAGUGGAGUUUACUAUCAUAUUGGUUUGCGAAGUAUACUUACGCCUAUACUGAGUUGUUGGUGUCAGUUUGCAUCUUUUGAUUGCGUUAAUCUGCAGCUGAAUGUUGAUGGAUUGUCACUGUUUAACAAUGGUACCCGAAGUUUUCACACUGCGUUGGAAACCUGUCCAUCCAGAGUCCACUGA